GCAGGGCAUUGCUUUGAAUCCAGUCACUUAUGGCUAUGUCUCCGGUCCACCUAGCGCUUCAAGAUCUCAGUUUGAUUAUAUUGCUCAUCUUUUUCAGUGCUGACUGUCACAAACUGCACCGAGAUCAACUUUGCAGGUCUACUUGCCCCGAUGUGCAGAAAGGGCAGAGGCACACAUAUAGAUACAGUACAACCAUAGCAAGUGCCUGGAAAGGUCCUACAUCAGGAGGCGGCCAGUUAGCUUUAGACUGUGUUGUUGACAUUGAUGUCCGACCAGGAUGUCCAGAAAUUAUAUUAAAGCUAAGGAACAUUCAAAUAAAGCACAGCUCAUCAAAAAGAGACAAUUUGGUGCUACGCUUGAAGAACAUAAGAGAGUCAUUGGAGAAGAACCCCCUGCGGUUCUGGCUCGAGGGGGGAAAGGUCACGAAGCUCUGCUCACAGGAGGCUGAGCAGGUGUGGACCCUCAACAUCAAGAGGUCCAUUCUGAGCAUGUUUCAGACCUCUCGCUCCGGACGAGCCAGAGAGACAGUGAGAGAGACUGAUGUAUAUGGGACAUGUGUGAGUUCUUAUGAACAGAGAGCACCGUCGGUGGUCAAGAGCCGAAACCUCCAGCAGUGCUUCGGUGACAGAGUCCGUCAGUUUUGGAGGCGCUCUGUCCCUCUGAAGGAAGGCAUGACAGUGAGCGCCGGUCUUGCGUGCAUCCAGCUCUAUGAUGGAACAGUGCUGAAGAAGGUCAACUGUACAGAAACGGUGUCACUGGUUCCCCUGCCAGACCUGUUAGAAGCAACAGAAACUAAAACCGUUUCAAGCCUAACUCUCCUCAGAACCCUUGAAGUGAUUCCAGUGGAUCUGGGGCAGAACACCGGUUACUUGACCAGUAUUGUGUUUGAGGCUGAAGGCAGACACGGUGGACCAUCGGUUCAGGAGGUCUCCAACACAGUGAGGAGACUGUGUGCUCAUCUCGCAGAUCAACAGCAGCAAUCAGAGCUUCUCCUGAAUUUGGUUCUUCAGUUGAGAACCUUGUCAUCCCAUCAGUUGAGAGACCUGUGGCAGGAAGCAUCCUUCAAAUGUCGAGACGACUGGCAGCCUCUAGUAGAUGCACUGUCAGCCUGUGGAACUGAGGAUUGCAUCCUUGUCACUACAAACCUGAUAAUCAACAAAGAAGUUGACCAGGAACAUGUUCUACCUCUCCUCAGUACUAUCAGUUUUGCUUCACAUCCUACCUCAUCCAUGAUUAGCCACCUCAGUGUUUUGCUGCAGAUACCUCUUAUCCGUCCAAAAGCUCUGUUGGUUGUGUCUUCACUGGUCCAUGGCCUUUGUCAACGGGAACAGGGUCCAUGUAAUGAUAUUUCUGAAGUCCAGCAGUUCGUCCUUGUACUGAAGCAAAGUCUUGAUGCAGGAUGUGAAGUGGAUGAUCGUUUGCAGAUCACAGAGCUGCUGCAUGUGUUGAAAGCAGCGGAGAAUGCUGGAGCGGCUGCAUCAGAUCUCAUCCCCACUCUGAGCCGCUGUGUGCACAAUCAGUCUGUGCCGCUGGAGCUUCGGCUGGCGGCUGUACGAGCAUUCAGGAGAAUCCCGUGCCAUCAUGACAGGACAGCUCUUGCUCAGGCAUUUCAAAGCCUGCAGGAGAAUGUGGAGCUCAGAAUCGCGGCAUAUCAGCAGCUCAUGACUUGUCCAAACCAGGAGGUUUUCACAAUUGUGAAGACAACGCUGAGCAAUGAGAAAUCUAGUCAAGUUGGGUCAUUUGUUUGGAGUCACCUUUUCAAUAUCCAAAAGACGGAAGAUCCUUUGAAAAAAGACCUGAUGGAGUCACUGCCGGAUGAUAUCUUAAGUAAAGACUUUGAAGCUGAAACAUGGAAAUACUCCUCACAUAUGGACUAUACAAUAGACACGGGAGUGGCUGCUGCUAACAUCGAGGGAGCUGUAGUUUUCUCCCCUGAAUCUUUUCUUCCGCGUUAUGUUAUGGCAAAUCUGACAGUUCACAUCCUAGGCAGAGCAUUCAAUCUUCUGGAGAUAAGCCUAAGAAUGGAGAACCUUGAGCUUGUUCUGAAGAAAAUCUUUGAGGAGCAUCCUCUAGCUCCUGCUGAUCACUCCGACUCUAUGAGGCAGGGACAGAACGGUCGAAACAGGGACGAGAAACAAGGAGGCAGCGAUGGCUGUCGGUCCGCAGGUUUCAGUUCCAUCAAGACUAAGCUCACAGAGCAGAGGAAAAGAGACAGUAGCCUCCGAUGUUUUAUGAACGUGAAGAUGUUUGGCAAUGACCUCGCCUUCAUGACCUGUGAUGACCUUCAUGCGUAUCAAAGAAAGCUGUCACUUAAUACAGCUGGUGUUGUUGUCAAGUUGUUAAAGGGUCAGGAGAUUAAAAUCAGUCAAAGGCCAAUUGUUCUGGCAGAGGAACUGGUUUUACCUUCUCUCUCUGGAUUACCCAUGAGGCUAAGCAUCAACAUGUCCACUCUGUUCUCUCUCAGACUUAAAGGCAUCGCUAACUACAAGAAUUGGUCGCAUUUCUCACUGGCUGGCUAUGUCAAACCAAAUGCACUGGUUGCCCUCUCUGUGAGAGCUGGAGUGGAUGGAGCGUUUGGUCGUGUGGGGUUAGAGUGGGUCUCUCAACUCAAAACCUUCACCAGUUUGGAUGGAGCUAUAUAUCUACACCAUGGACAGAGCCUGAAGGUGGUUCUCAAUACUCCAGAAGAUGUCAUGGAUGUAUUGACCUUCAACUCCAGAAUGUUUCGUGUGAGCGGGGACAGUAAGGAGGAGCUCAUAGCUACAAGAAAUCUCAAGGAGAAGAGCACCUGCACUCCUAAAACAUGGUCUAAGAUGGUUGGAUGGCAGUUAUGUUCUGAUUUCACCUAUCCUUUGACACCGAUGGGAAAAAGUUUUCCAGCUUUGGGCCCAGUUCUUUUUAGUUUCAGAUUGCAAAAACUGGACAAAGGUCUCAAUCAGUACCUCUUGGAGGCAGCCUAUACUUUUGUACCCCAGAGGAUUUCCUGGAUGCCGCUGGAAGCCACUCUGCUCCUCUUUCUUGGCACACCUCAAUCCACGAUCCCCAGAGACGUGUCCCUGGAUUUCAAUCUCAGUCCAAAAAGGCUGAUUCUGAAAAUAACACAUCCUCUAAAAACCGUUCUCGUUCAAGCGCAGAUCGAAGAAUUAAACAACCAACAUUCAGGCAGAAUCGAACUACUGAUAGAUAACAUCCACCAUUAUUUUAUCAAGGGACUACUGGAGACAGUGAAUCUUCCAUCAGAGACGAGAGCACACUUUCAUCUCGAUGCCAAAGUAGUAGCAGAUGGGCAUCCAUUCUCCCUCUCAGUCAACACCACUCAUGCUCGCAGCAGGAGGUUCAUAAUACAGGCUUUGCUUAAAAAUGUCUUCAAUAAGGAUGCAUCACUUUCAGUGCAGUUGGAGAGAAGCUUGGAAGAUGGCCAGAGACGUUAUUCUAUUGAUGCCGGCUUUCUCUUGCCAAAUGCUGUCAGCAUCAGAGCUCUUGGGUUACUGAGGCAAAGAGACCCAGAGUGGAGCUCCGCUGUGAGGGUCAGGUAUGGUGUACAAGAGGAUUCACUGAACAUUCAGGAGUGUCACAUGACCCAGAACCUCCACAGCGAGUCUGACCCGGUCCAGACGUACCGUAUAACAGCAGUGCAUGAACUACACUGUUCCCAUUUCAGCAAAAUAAACCACAAGAUUCACCUUAAACAUGAACGGAGCCCAGUCAACGUGCAGUCAUCACUUGAUGUAAGCUUCGGAAAGCAGUGGAACCAGAGCAGCAACAAACACAGGAUCCUCUUCAGUCAGUCGCUCAGAAACCAGUCUGGACCCGGCCUCACUAGUUAUGCUGUGGAGCUCAGCCUGCGACUUCUAGACAGAGGAUUGAGUUACAGAACUCAGCUUCUGCACUCUUAUUUCAAGAAGCAAAAAUCUGAGAGCAGCACUCACCUGAAAAUCAACUACAACAAUCAAAUGCCUCUGGUAGCUGGCGUCCAUUGGAAGGACGUGUCAACAAAGACCUCCCUUCAAAAAUGGGAAGGUUCAUUCAACAUGGAUACCCCCUGGCUCUAUAUAUACGUAGUUCAAAAACUAACUCAGCCCCAGCGUGGCAUCACGCAGUUCAGCUCUGAGGUCACCACGCGGAAACUGGUGAACAUCCGGAGUGUUACGCUUGAGGGUUUUUUCAAGGAUAGAGGCAAAGAACGACAAGGCCAGCUACAUCUUUUUACACCAACUGCCAGUUAUUUUAAGGUUGGUGGAUGGAACAUGUUGGGCAAGCGUGGAGUUAAAGCUUCAUACUCCAUCAGCUCAGCCUGGACACCAGCAUUACAUGGGCAAAUCUACAUAAUCAACGGCAAGCAAGUAAAGACCCUGGAAAUAAGUGCAGGCUAUGGCAAGCAGGACCUCAAUAUCUCCGCUGUUCUCAGUACUCUGGAUAAGAAGCUAAAGAAGAGGCUUUUGAUGAUGACAAUGAUCUUGUCGGAUCUCAAAAACCCUUAUGCAGAGCUACAGAUGGAGGGUGCCAUAGAGGAGAUACGGAAGGAAAGGAAGUUUUAUCAGAAAAGAUGGAAGCUAAACUUCAGACAACCAUUCAAGUUUCUCCCUCAGAGUCUCAUCCUACAGGAGACAUUUACAAGCGAUCUACAUCAGAAAGUGUAUAUUUUGGAGUCAAAGCUUCUUGUCCAUGGAAACAAAAAAGCCAUUCACGUCCUUACUCUGGGUUUUCAGCCACAGCAACCAUAUGUGUGCUCUUCAAUAGUCCAAUCUUUCAGCACUGAGAGAAUUCCACAAGACUCAAAGAUCUGCGUUACUGUCCAAAACCACCAGACUGCUCGUGAAAUUCAGGGCAGAUUAUGGACUGGAAAAGAUGAAAUACUUGCAGCCUUAGGUCAAGUACAACUUCAUGACCUAACUACAUCUCAGCAAGGUGUUACAAUAAAAGCCAACCUGUCCCAGCUGUUUGAGCCGGAUUUCCCUACCUCUGUCAGCCUUGAUUUAGAGGUGCUCGGGAAUCACAGGAAGAACAGCGAGUUUGAAUAUUAUUCUGAAGGGAAAGUAACCAUUGACGACAAGAAUUACCAUGCUAAUGCAGCAGUAAAAGUAUCUCCUCUUGGAAACAUUGGAAGUUCUAUCAGCCUGAAAGCAAAUGAAAAAAAUGCAACACUUCGCUUUAAUCUAGACAACGAGGUGGCAAAAGGCAUCAGUGCUAUGUUUGUCCAUGCUGGCUUUCAUCAGACCUUAUUCCCAGGAGUCACUUCUGAUGGUCAUAUUCAUUUAGCUGCUAAUUUGUCUUCAGAAAGUCUUUUCUUACAGUGUACAGUGAAAAAAAAAGAGGAGACAUUUAGUGCUCACUUGAGUGGAACUCUUCCUCAGCUAUCUCUUUCAGCAGAUAUUUUCAACUCAAUACAAGAUCUCACUGCUUUACCUAAUUCAGCUAGUCUGGUUGGAGUACUAAACCAGUCAAAGGGUCAAACUGAAGGAGAGCUGACUUUAGUAGUGGAUGAUGCUGUAUAUGGACUGGAAGUGACUCGUCGGCAUGAGAGGAACUCCGGAGAAGAUCUUAGUGCUUUGCUAUGUCUAGUUGCUAUGGAAGAGUCACUGUGUGUAAACAUCAGCAGUAAUGUAACACAUUGCGGGUGCAGAAGUCUUCACGCCCAACUGUCUCACUCUGUCCCUUGGCUUCGUUCUGCAGGACUUCCGUUGAACAGCAGCGCAGGUGUGAAUGUGAACUGGAAUAAGAACGGUGUCUGUGCCCAACUGGAACUUCACGCAGGAGCCAGCGGACUGACAGCCACGCUGGAGCAGAGUUCCCCCCACACCACACAAACCACAGGACGCUCUCAGGUGAACUGCACAGAGGGGAUCAACUCGGGACGCCUGCUGGGCGUCUGCUCUGGGCAAGACCAGGAAGACUCGCUGAAGGUUGGAAUCAGAGCCGGUUUUUAUAACUCCCAGAGUUCAGCUUUCUCAUUUGAUCUUCAAGGUCACCACAAUGCCUCCAGCAUUGGACUAUUGGCAAACAUUUCCCACAACGUAUCUGCUUUACAUCCAUUCUUGCCGUUUGAGUUUCACUCAAAAUCACAGCUGAGCCGUGCACAGUCUUCAGUUAGAGGUACUGCAGAACUUCUGGUUGGCGCGACUGGCUUGGCUUUCGAAGCAGAGAUCUCCAGUACGAACUCUGGCUUUAAACAAGUGCUCGUGUUCAAUCACUCAAUACCUCAGCUGCACGUAUUGCCCAAAAAUCUGACAGUGAGGACGCGCUACGGUGGAAAGAGAGGGUCACACACUCUCACGCACCGAGCACAGUGGGAGACUCAAGAUUUGACACAAACCGACUCCUCAGAUGAUGUUACACACUUACAGAGUUAUCCAGAACUGACAGGAAAGGUUCAGGGCUGGGGUCUGGAUCUUAGGGUAGAGAAUGACACUCAAAGAAAACUAGGCGAUCUAAGUCUCGACUGGAUACUGUUUGGACGCCAUGAUCAGGUCGGAGUUCAAGGCUCUUGGACUUUGAUGAGCAGACAAACGGAUUCAUUAGAACAGAAACAGCCCUUUGUUUCAACAUUGACUCACUUUCACAUACAUGCCCUGUCCCAUGGGCCCGACCGCAGACAAAAACGCAACAAGCAGACCCAUCUUUCACGGGAGCAAGGAAAGCCUGUAAAUGUUUCUGUAACAGUGAGCGAGCACUGGCACGAUGACUACAGCAGAGGGCAGGCCUGCAUCUUUCUCUCACCAGGACAGAUACAGUCGUUGCUCCCCCUAGUGAAGAUGGAAGGAUGUGUUGCCGUGGCUCAGGAAGGGAAGACCUACUCCCAAAACACAGAGCUCAAAUGGAAGGACAAGAGGAUUACUCAAAGCAUGAAAUACCAGGGAGGAGUAAAAGGAAUGCACACCCUCCUUGUGGAGCUGGGUGCCCAAAACAUUUCUCCGUCUCCCUGCCCGUCUCACUCUCUCCUGACCCAGAUACACACCAACCUGAGGGACCAUCUUGAACACCAUAUUCAGAUCGGCCUCUGUCCUCCACAGCCUGCCUUAAUUUGGUCUGGAUCUCACAGAGUGAACUCAGGCAAGGAGCUGUUGUACACUCACACCCGUGUGUCCGUGUCCGGACACCCUCAGCACAACACCUUCACGCUGUCGCUCAGAAACAUCAGCAGCAGUCAGCGCUCCAACUACUCACUGAUCGCAGAGUGGCAGGUAGGGAACUGGAGUGUGGAAUUGGCCUGCAGUUCCCUUUCUUCUGGCAGGAAUGUGGCAGUCCAGGUUCAUGCAAAACUAGACCGCAGUGAGAUGCUAUGGCUGCAGGGGGCGCUGGGAAAACGCUGCCUUCGAGCCGCUGCGGGAUACGACACAGAAACGUCUGAUGAUAUCAGAGCGGCGUUAUGUCUGGAGGGACAUCACUGGUUUACUCUGGAGGCUCAGCGAGGAGGUCGGGGCACUGAAAAUGAGACCCUUACCCAUAUUUCUGUAGGAGCAGCCAAUCAGAGUCUGCUAUUUCGAGCUAAGGGAUGCAGGGAAUGCCUGUGGGCAGCGGAGGCACGCCUCCAGCAGCUGGGGUCUCGGAUAAGGAGUAAACUAUUGGACAGAGUUCAGAGACUACAGCAUCUACUUUUAACAUUCAGAAGACAGGCGGGGGACAGUAUGUUCCUGUUGGAGCUGAGUGAGGGGCCGCUGGCUCUGACCCAGAGAGCCGAGACUCUGCUGCUGCAGAGAGCAGGAGCUCUGUGGAAAGCGUGGACCACUGGCCCACUCCGACAUGUGCUCACACACAGCCUACCGCACACGCUCCAUGUACUGCAUCUCGUAUCUCAACAGGUCCAACAAGAACUCAGGAAACCCCUGGCCACUCUAGCUGGAGCAUACCACGAUGUGACAGGGGUGCGUUUGGAUACCGCGUGGCAGCAAGGAGUGCAGCUGUGGACCAGAAAGCUUACGGAGCUUUUGCCUGCAAUACUUCACGAUCCUCACCUGAGGGCGCCGUCACUGACCGCAUUGCAUGUUGCCAUCUUCGCAAUGGACAUGGUGAGCCAGCAGACCUUUCAGUGGAUGGAGGCCAGAUCAGCUGCCAUGCUAGUGGGUAUCAGAAGGCAGAUUGCACUAAUGUACAAGUUCUCCAAAAGUGAGGGUGAGGUGAUCUUUAGGGUGCCACUUCCUGUGGAUCCCUGGCUGAAGGUGAAGGAGGCAGGUGUGACUGAAGUUCUCCUGGAGGAGUUUGUCCUGAAGCCUCUUCUGGCCUUGAACUCUUUGAGCCCUACUGCAGAAUUCUACCGGCUGAAGAGGAAGAUAAUGGACAGUCCUGUUAACUAUCAGGCAUUUCUAGUGGCAGAUGUCUAUUUGGUGUCGUUCGAUGGACAUUUGUUCAAACUCCCAGCUACCUGCGACUUCGUCCUAGCAACUGAUGUCUUCCAGCACACCUUUAGCAUUGCUUUGAAGUCUGACAGGUUCAAGCGCCGCUCACUUGUGGUGCAAAUGCAAAGCACAAAGAUCGCAAUUCACACAAAUGGAGAGGUGGAGGUCAAUUGCCAUAUUGCACAUAUACCAUACACCAACCGUGAAGUGGCUAUAAGAAAGGAUGUGAACUUAAUUGAGGUGUUCAAUCACAAAGGACUUUGGGUAUCUUGUGACCCUCAUCUAGAAGUUUGCAGUGUGAUCCUAGAUGGAUGGCUUCAUGGUGUGUCCGCUGGUCUUUUAGGAACCAAUGAUAAUGAGGCAGCUAAUGAGCUUCUUCUGCCAGAUGGCUCCCACACACACAGUGUGCUUCAGUUCACUCACAGCUGGCAGGUGGACUCAGAUUGUGUCAGCGGGAAACCCGAAAUCUGUCAGAAUGGCACCGCUGACUCCCUGUUGUGCACAUUUCUGUUCUCCUCCACAAAUUCUCCUUUGAGCCCCUGUUUCAGAGUGGUGGAUCCUGUGCAGUUCAUAAUGAAGUGUGAAGGACUUGGCCGUGUAUGCGUUUCCAAACCAUCCGUUUGCGCAUUGACCUCGGCCUAUAUCCAUCUAUGCCAUAGAAACUAUGUUCCACUCGAGCUGCCAGUGCAAUGUGUGUAAGAGUGGGGUCUGGUUUACUGCAGUGAUGCUGUGACUCCAGUGAAGACAUGAGACGUCAGCUGACCUGUUCGAAAAUUAACAUGUACAGAAUCAUUCCUGUUAUUAUCUUUAUUACUAAUACAAUUAUUAUUAUUAUUCUUAUCUCAUAUGAUUAAUAGACUAACAAGGUUUUUGUUUUUUUUAACCUUUUUUUGUAAUAUGCAGCAUUUUGUGUAACCAAGAACAUAGAAUCUUUUAUUAAAUGGAAACAAAUAAGUCUUACAAAAUCAAAAUGUAUUUGUAAAGUUAGAAAUCGGUACAUAAGUAUAAUUUUUACAUUUUUACUAGUUUCUUUUAGUCUUUUCUAACAUAUUAUAAAUCGAUAUCUGUAAGAACUACAGUAAUAACCAGUGUUGGGAAGCUUCUUUUGGAAACGUAAUAAGUUACCGAGUUUGAGAUAUAAUAAGUAGUGUAACUAAUUACAUUUUUAAAUACAUUUUUAAUUGUUAAUCAAUUUUCUAACUUGUAAACCAGGCAGAGUUAACCUUACAGUACUUUCAAAAUCUUUCAUGACUUGAAUUAAGAUUAUAAUGUUUUAAUUUUAAAGGAGACGUUGGAUGGGAAAUUUGCACCUCAGCAGUCUGUGGACCACAAGCGCUCCACAAUGAUUUAAGCUUUGUUUUUAUUGCUCACAACUGCUGAUGUACUUUACAGUAUUGGCCUAUUUUCGCCCUCAGCCUCACAAAGUUCAUAAUUUCUCUGCGAACAGCUGUAGCAACAAUUUCUUGUAAACAGUGUUCAUCAGAAAAAUACAAAAAAAAAUUAUUCCAGAAUGCUUUAUGAUUGAGGCAAAGUUCAAGGCAGGUUUUGUUAAAUAGUUAAAACUCAAGGAUAGAUCAGUGCCUAUUGUUUGUGAUCUAGCCGCACCUCCGAAAGUGGUGAGCAGAGCUAAUUAGCAUUUAAAGAGACAUGCACAGAAAUUAGCCGCUGUGUUCUUUUUACGUGGCCUGUGAGGAAUUUUACGAAAGCCUAAAAAUCAUACCAACUUGUAGAAAACGGGCAUCCAAUAUUCCUUUUGGAACACAGCCACCACAAAAUUAGACUUACUUUGCGAUCCGUCUGAGAUUAAAUACAUAUUUAAAGUCAUAACAAGAAAUAUUUUAAUAUCUAUGAGCUAUAUAGGCAUCUAACAGUUCUGUGAAACAAAAGAAACAGUUAAUUGUAAAUAUUCAUGAACCCAUAUAGGA
Puntigrus tetrazona (Sumatra barb) is the source of this 10258-nucleotide messenger RNA. RefSeq lists its product as uncharacterized. Gene Ontology annotation, biological process: lipid transport. The transcript is spliced from 63 exons. Gene Ontology annotation, molecular function: lipid carrier activity. Bases 30 to 9032 code for a protein of 3000 amino acids. The record is from RefSeq and is a predicted model, not a curated record. NCBI's taxonomy places the organism in Eukaryota, Metazoa, Chordata, Actinopteri, Cypriniformes, Cyprinidae.